CAGCAGGCGAGGAGAGCGCGACCAAGACCAUGUCAACGCUGCCAUCAGGUUUUUAAAAAAGGCCGCCGUAAGCCACAGAUGGACGUGCCAAGCCUGGAGCUAUUCGGGCCCGAUGCAUUAGCCGGUUGCGUGUCGAGCCUCCUGCAGAGCUACAGCUGCCGGCGUGACCCGGAUGAGGACUCCGUCCAGCUGCUCGGCAUGCUGUUGCUCCAGCAGCUGAUCCUUGAAGAGCGGGUGUCCGUCAGCAUCCCGGCCGCCGCGCGGCUGCCGCUGCUGCAGCUGCUGCCAUACACGUCUGCCAGCCUGAGCGCGGCGCACGUGGCGGCGCUGGCGGGCGAGGCUGCGGCGGCGGCGGAGGGCUGUGGCAGCGGCAGCGGCAGCGCUGGCGCCUCGGUGGGUCGGGCGCAGCAGCACGCGGAGCGGUCGAGGCGGCUGUUCGACUGCCACGAGCGGGUGAUGGCACUGGUCGCCCGACUGCUGUGCAGCGGCGCCGCCGCCGUGGCGGCCGUGUCCCGCUGCGUCCUGCGGACUCAGGUGCUGCGUACACACAGCCGCGUGGCGGCACGCGCCUGUGCCGCCCUGCCGGCCGACCCCGAGCCGCUCCUCAACGCCAUCAACGACGCGUGCCGUCUGUUGCUGGCACUUGCAGCGGUGGCCCUUACCCCGCGCAUACAAAGGGAUGCAGGCAGUAGCUGCUGCCUCAUUGGGCCCGCGGCCGCCAAUGCCGACGGCGGCACAGCCAGUGGUGACGGCGGCGGCAUCAGUGGCGGCGGCUGCGGCUGCAGAGGUGCACGCAAGAGCACGGGGGUGGGCGGGCACAAGGCGUCAAUGCUUCUGGAGGAGCUGAGCGAGAGCGGCUUCCUGGAGCACGCGGCCCGGCUGCUGUUGUACAGCACGCAGGCGGACGGACAGCUCCAGCGGCGGCGGCGCGGGGACACAUUUGUUCCGGUGCUUCGGUGCCUGGAUGCGGGGCUGGUGGCCGCCUAUUGCUGGAUGGACUCAGUGAGACAGCCGGCCGCCGGCGACGGCGCUGACACCGCCACCACUGGCAUCGCUAGGCAGCCAUCGGCUGCGGCCACGGCUGGCAGGGGCUCGCUCCGGCUGCCGCCGCCGCUGCCCUGGGGCACCUGCCUCCGCACGCUGGCGCUGUCGCAGGUGGUGGCGACGCUGGCGGCGGCGGGCUUCGGCGGCGGCGCGCGGGGCGUGUGGGGCCUUCCGGAAGACCUGGCGACAGGGCUGCCGGUGCCUGGCGUCAGGGGCGCCGCGAGCACCGCUUGCGACCUGCGCCCCCAGAUGCAGGCGCUUCUGGCGGAGCAGCAGCACACUAGCGCCUCCCAAGAGUUGUCCGGCGGCGGCGGCGGCGGCGGCGGUGACGGUGGCGGGGUAUUGCCGCUGCUGUUGUGGCUCUCGCCAGUGCCGUUCGCGCUGCUGGCGCAGCUGCUACAGGCGGACACGUUACAGCCCAGCGACGCCGUUCAGCAGUAUAGGGGCAGCGACGGCUUGGGCAGCGACGGUGGCAGCGCGGGAGGUGACGGCGGCGGCGGCACGCUGGGCACAACUGCGCACCUACCCUGGCCAGUUAGCCGCCGCGCACUGACGCGUGUGUGCCUGCGCGUUGUGGACCUGGCAGCAGCGUCCACAGAGGCAGCUGCUGACGACGAAGCGUGUCCGCUGCAGCAGCAGCCGGCGACGCCGUGCACAGCCGGGCAGCCGACUGUUGCAGAGGGCGCGGCGGCGGCAGCAGCGGCUGCGGCCGAAGCGGCAGCUGCGCUGGCGGGGCCAGUGGCGGGAUCGCCAGCCCUAUACCAGCUGCGGCUGCCAGCCAGGCAGGCGCUACACGCCGCCACGGAUGCGUUGAUGUCCGCGAGGUGGCUGCUCGUAGAUGACGGGCAAGUGCGGCAUGCGGCGGCGGCGGCAGCGGCAGCGGCAGCGGCGGGCGCGGGCCCGGAGGCAGCGGGCCCGGAGGCGGCAGGCGGCGCGUCGGGGUGCGACGGCUGUCCGCCCCUGCCGCGUAGGUACUGGCAGGCGGCCGUGCAGAUGCUGCGGAUGGUCCCGCAGAGCAUGGCGGCCGUUAUCUUGCCGAAUGGGCCGCGUGAUGCGGCUGAGGCGGCGGGCGACGUCUCUAUUGACAACCUGUGUAACACACUACAACAGGCCCUGUCCACGACUGCAGGACCAGACACGGAAGUCCUGCUGCACACUGCGCCGGCGAGCCUGGCUGCUGCGCUGGCGGCCGGGCUGCUGCCGGCACUGGAGGUGGUGCUUCGCCGAACCGGCGACACCGAGGCCGCCGUCCGGGUGGCAAUGUCCGCGUUAGCGGUUGCCAAAUGCGGCGGCAGCAGUAGCGGCGGCAGCAGCGGCGGCGGCAGCUGCUUCUGCUGGCAACUGCUGCAGCGGUUUAUGGCCUUCGCGCCGCCGCGGCAGACGGCGGCGCUGAUCACGAGUAUGGGCAAGCGGCUGAGCGCCGCGGUGGGGGAGCUGCACGACCACACGGGGUUGCAGUCGCAGUCGCAGUGGCAAGGCUCAGGGCAGGAAGAGGGGGACGAGCAGCAGGCGCAGGAGACUACUGGGUGGGGCGGCAGCCGCUGUGUGGCUGGGGCGUCGUGCUUGGCGCACACGGUGGUGGAGCUGCUGCCGCCGUUGCCUCUGGUGGCGCGGAGCACGAUGCCGCUGGUAGCCCUAGCAGCGUCGGAGGCGGAGGCCGCGGCGGCGGCGGCGGCGGCGGCGGCUGCUACAGUCGGCGGCGGUGGUGGCAGCGGCCAUGAUUGCAGCAGUGGUGGCGGUGUUUAUGGCGGCGGCGGCCUGGCGGGCCUCCUGGGCUGGGCCUCCCUGCUGGCGGCGUCGUCAGAAAGAGACUUGUAUUGCACACGUGGCAGCCCCUGCCCCCCCGCUUCCACAGCAGCCGCAGCAGGGCCGUGCGCAGCCGCCACGCCGCCCACCGAGGAGGCGCAGCAGCUGCUGCGCUUGCGUGCGCGGCGGGUGCGGCUGCUGUGGUCACACGCGCUGCACCGAUGGCUGCCGGCGCUGUCGCGCCUGACGGACCCCCUUUAUGGCCUGGAGCUCUACCGCGAGCUGGGCAGCCUGCUAGGGUGGGUCACGGCAUGCAACGUGGCGCUCGGUACUGCGGAAGCCGCCGCCGCCGCUUUGGGUGUUGGCCUUGGUGUUGGUGCUGGAGUUGGAGGUAGCGGCAGCGCUGGUGGCGGAGCCGCCGCCGCCAAUCACACAGCCGCCGCCGCGGCAGCCAGCUGGCGGCAUUUCCUGACGGCCGACGUGGACUGCCUGGGGCUCUUGCACAAUGCACUGUCGCAACUCGACGCCUGCCGAGCCGAGGGCACAGAAUGCUGCGACCUGGCCUUAAAGACAGUCAUCGCCCUGAACGUCACCAGCCUGGCGCUGCCGGAAGAGGUUGACUCCCGGCUCCGUCCGGACUCACUGUGGCUGCCUCAUGAGGUCCUCUCGCUGUUUCAGUACCACACCGCGGGCUGUACAAUCGUAAAUGGGGCGGUCGCCGGGCGGCCGGGCGGUGGCGGUUGUGGCGGUUGUGGCGGUGGCGGCGCGACGCACAAUGUCCUGGCAGCUUUCGAAGCUCUGGCGAUGUUUGUUGCUGAAGAAGAGACCAGCGGUCGGCGCCGCGGUCACUUCGCGUGGAGAGACUUUGCUGGCGGCUGCGCCGCCCGCGCGGCGCUCUCGCGCGACUUGUUGGGCAGCUGGGAGGUGCUGCUGCCACUGUCGCCGCGGGAGGUGGCGGAUGAGGGGUUGGCAUUGGCGGCAGCGGAGCUGGCGGCCUGCUCGGCGCCGGCUGCUGCCGCUGCUGCUGCGGCUGGGGACCAGAUUGUGGCGGAGAUGUCGAACAGCGGCGGCCCGGCCGAGCCUGGCGCCGGCAGCGCCCCUGCAGCGCCGGUGCGGGCGCGGGCGCCGAUUGCGGGCGGCGCCACAGCAGGGCUGGCGGCAGCUGAGUGCCAUGCUGGCGGAGUCGCCAGCUCUGACCGGAGGGCCGCGGCCUCGGCCACAGCCUCGGCCACCGGGGCUACAGCAGGUGUCACAGCCGCUGCUGGCAGUGCCGCGCCGCGCCUCCUGGACGCAGACGUGGCCGCCGCAGCGUCGCUGCUGCCGGCCUGUUGUGCGGACCCGUUGUGUGAGGCUCUGGACGGAGACAGUGAGCUGCUACAGCCGCCCAUGUGGAGCUACUGCCCCGGGUGCGGCGGUGCGGUGGCGUACUGCAGCCGCGCUUGUGAGCGGGCACACGCGCAUGCAUGUCUGCAGUGAGGACUGAGGUGGGGUUCAGCCGCAGCGUCAGGGCGUCAAGGGCGCGGAUCCAAUGCUGACAUUCAGGAGCGCCCCUGCUGACAUUGGAUCUGGCUCCGGCAGUGCCUUUUGUAUGGCGAUGGUGUGGGAUUGUGUGUUAGCUGGUGGGGGUGGGGCGGUGGCGGUGUCCGAGUUGGUGUGCCGUGAUUGGGAAGGUUGGAACGGCUGGCUGUUGACCGCUGGCGCGUAUCUAGGUGCGGCGUAAGUAAGGCCAGCACACAGGAAGUCCACUCAACUACUCAAAUGCAUUUCGCACCAGCCGGAGCCGUAUUUACGCGCACCUCGGGCUAUCUACGGGUCGCAGCAACAUGGCCACUAGGUGUGUGGUGUAUGGGGGGACAGGGUAAGGGUGUGCGAUGGGACAGGGGAAGGGGCAGGGUGGCGUUAGUCCGGUAGUGUGCAGCGUAUUCCCAGACACCAACAUUCAAUUGCAACGUCAAGGCAACGUCAAGGCAACGUCAAGGCGUGUGUGGCUUGAGAAACGCCGGAGUUACUGUACCGAGACAUCGCUGACAUGCUGGCAGGCUGGCACUUUGCUGACGCGCAUUCCUCGUGCUCCGGGCGCCCGGCCAGGCGAUAGCACCAGACGCUCAGGCAACAUGAUUUCAGGCUGCGCCCGUCACGGCUGUGUAAUCCACAGCUCCU
This is a messenger RNA of Chlamydomonas reinhardtii, 4950 nucleotides long. RefSeq lists its product as uncharacterized. The coding region runs from base 79 to 4266 and encodes 1395 amino acids. The record is from RefSeq and is a predicted model, not a curated record. The transcript is spliced from 3 exons. Lineage: Eukaryota; Viridiplantae; Chlorophyta; Chlorophyceae; Chlamydomonadales; Chlamydomonadaceae.